AUGGCAGAAAAGGCGACCAGCGGACUUCAACCCGGAGUGGCACAGCGGCACGAGCGUCGGCACGCCGGAUCCAAGGACCAAGUGGCCUCCCACGAAGCCGUCAAGCGCAUACCGCGCCCCGAGCAGCGCCCACAGAGCGGCCCAGCAGCGCCCAACGAGCGCCCAGCGAGCGGCGUCAGUGCACCACCAGCGGCACCCACGUGUUUAUCAGGAGCGCCCAACGAUCAUCGCCGCCGCUCACCAGCCGCGCUCACCGAGCGCCAUCAGGAGCGCCAAUCAGCCGCGCCCACAGAGCGCAAAACCGUGCCAUCAACAGUACCAACGGCACCCACAGCAGUGUCAACCGAGCUCCAUCAGGAGCGCCAGCCUCAGCAGCGCCCACCGAGCGGCUUCCGCGCCCUCAGUAGCGUUCAGCGCCCAUCAGCAGCGCCCAUCGAGCGGCCAGCGCCCAGCCGCGCCCUCAGCAGCGCCAACCGCGCCGGAUACGUGGUCACUAGCCACGCUACGAGCGCCACCAGGAGCGCGCAACGAGCGGCCACCGCGCCCUCAGCAACGUCCACCGCGCCGCCAGCAGCGCCGUCCACGGGGCAACGGGAGCGCCAGCCGCAACCACAUCGGUCAGCCACUGCCGCACGUCAGCAGUACCUGCCGUGCGCCCCUGGUAGCGCCCAGCGCCCAGUCACGCCACUAGGAGCGCUCACUGAGUGA
Drosophila subpulchrella is the source of this 708-nucleotide messenger RNA. Its product is annotated as mucin-1-like. Lineage: Eukaryota; Metazoa; Arthropoda; Insecta; Diptera; Drosophilidae. The record is from RefSeq and is a predicted model, not a curated record. Bases 1 to 708 code for a protein of 235 amino acids. The transcript is spliced from 3 exons.